AUGGCCGCGACGUCCAAUUCGUCCCAAUCAUCUCCAAUUUCUGAAGUAACACCGAGCCCUCAUCCUGUCCGAGAGCCUAUCAACGCCGCCUCCCGCAACCGAUCGCCGUCGAAUCCCUCCUGGGCUGCCUCUCGCGUUGACCAUUCCUCCACCUCCACCUCCAGCAGCACCCACCGUCCACAUCACUUGAGCCACCAGUCAAUCAGCUCGCAGCGGACCGGUGGCUUUUUAGCAUUUGUUGACAGGACUAUCGCCGGUAUCACUGAACCACGGGUCCGGCCGCGCCAAUCGCUGAGCCGCAUUUCGACCGGGCCCGAGUUGCUCGCCGGCGCCCAAUCCAGCCCGGACGGGGGAUUCCGCACCGCCAGGCCGACCUCCAAGUACGCUCCGUCUACGAGGCUGACGCUCGUCGAAGGCAAGCAGCCAAGCCCGACUCUACUUGUCGGCAAUCCUCCUUCUCAACCAUACAGCGAGACGGACCCCUCUCUUCCCGAGCCGACCCGCCUUCCUGGCCUUGACAACAAGAUGCAUCAAACAUCGUCGCGGCUAUUACGCAUGACGGACGAUGAUCGUCCGUUCACCAGGGAUUUCAAGGACCUCUUCUCGACCCUGAUAGUCAGCCUUUUGCCACUGUCAGCGCAUCGGGUGCGGCUUACCAAGGUGGAACAUACAUUUCUUUCCGAGGAUGCCAUCAACAACCUGGGCUCGCUCAAAUUCUCCCAGUCAAACCGGAUGCCAGACCCGAAGGACCCAUCAAGGAUUGUAACGACUACUACGACGACAACCUUUUCGAUGGCUAAGGACAUGGCGCGCUCAAUCUGCCAGCGGUUUCUCGAGGCAAGAUUCAUCGAGUCCGCAGAUGGGAGGUAUCAGCAGGUAUACACAAUGAAGGGGUCGGUCUGGCAGCUGACCCCCAAGGGCAUCUGUAUCCUGGACCGCUUUUGUUCCCGAAACGGCAUUCAGCAGAAGCAAGUUGCCGAGCUCGUCGGCACGGCUAUGCCGCAGCUGGUGACCCUGGAGCGGGACGGACAAACGGAUAAGCUGGUAACAGACCGGGGCACGAUCGAGGUCAUCUUUCGGAGGUUUAUCGGCGCGAAUGGCCCCAACAUCAAGUCGAGCGUGAACUCGGCUGAUUCAGACUCGCUGAGCGAUUACAAGGACGGUCUUACUGGGGUCAAGAUGGCGCAGGAACGCAAAAUCGGCGGCAAGACGUACAAAGAGACGUUCACCGGAAAAGCAGCGACGGACUGGCUGAUGGAUUGCUGCACUACGGUCGACAGGAGGGAAACAAUCGAAAUUGCCUCGCUCUUUGUGGAAUACGAUCUCAUACAAGCCGUGCAACAGGAUCGGAAUUACAUGGCCGCAAACCCGGCCCACAAUCUCUUCCAGCCCACCAAGCACGCAAUCUACCAGGUGACGGCGAAGGGUCACGAGCUCCUCAACCCCAGCACCCGAGGACGUGCGUCGGAGAGCGAGGGCCUCUCGGCUACGCGAGCUGGCGGCAUAGCCCGGGACUCCAACACACAGCGGCUGGACAAGAUUCUGAACGAUCCUGCCUUGAGGUUGCUCUUCCGCGAGAACCUCCGCGAGACUCAUUGCGAAGAGAACCUGUCCUUCUAUCUUGACGUGGACGACUUCGUCCGGCAAUGCAGGCAAGCGAUCAGGAGCGUGCAGAAGGGUUCCAACAGUGCCGUGUCGCUUGAUGGGAUCAAGGAGAUCAUGGCCCAGGCAUAUGGAAUCUACAACGCGUUCUUGGCGCCUGGUUUGCCCUGCGAGCUGAACAUCGAUCACCAGCUGCGGAACAACCUCGCGACGCGGAUGACCAAGGCGGUAGGACAGGAUGUUGCCAUGAUCGACACCCUUCACGAAGUUACAGCUCUCUUUGAGGACGCGCAGAAUGCCGUCUUCAAGCUGAUGGCGAGUGAUUCGGUCCCGAAGUUCCUGCGCAGUCCCAAGUAUGAGCAGACGCUCAAGAACUACGACUUUGACGCCAUCACGACGACUCAGUCCCAAACCCGCGUUCCCGAGCGCAGCCAGAGCAGGUCUAACCGCAAAUGA
Messenger RNA from Chaetomium strumarium, 2058 nucleotides. RefSeq names its product regulator of G protein signaling domain-containing protein. The coding region runs from base 1 to 2058 and encodes 685 amino acids. NCBI's taxonomy places the organism in Eukaryota, Fungi, Ascomycota, Sordariomycetes, Sordariales, Chaetomiaceae. The record is from RefSeq and is a predicted model, not a curated record. The transcript has 3 exons. Gene Ontology annotation, biological process: intracellular signal transduction.